Molecule: messenger RNA, 3072 nt
Organism: Candida dubliniensis CD36
Lineage: Eukaryota; Fungi; Ascomycota; Pichiomycetes; Serinales; Debaryomycetaceae
Gene: SWI4
Product: SBF complex DNA-binding subunit
Exons: 2
Coding region: 1-3072 (1023 amino acids)
Cellular component (GO): SBF transcription complex; MBF transcription complex
Molecular function (GO): transcription regulator activity; DNA binding; protein binding
Source: RefSeq, a predicted model, not a curated record
AUGUCUGAACCUCCCCAAGUAUUUCGAGCUACUUACUCAAAUACCGAAGUGUACGAAUGCAUAAUGAACGAUUACUCAAUCAUGAGAAGAUGUAAAGACGAUUGGGUCAAUGCUACACAGAUUUUGAAAUGUUGUAAUUUUCCAAAAGCAAAACGAACCAAAAUUUUAGAAAAAGGUGUACAACAAGGAUUACACGAAAAAGUCCAAGGUGGAUUUGGACGUUUUCAAGGUACAUGGAUUCCACUAGAAGAUGCCCGUAGAUUGGCAGAAUCAUAUGGAGUCACUCAAGAACUAGCUCCAGUAUUGUUUUUAGAUUUCAGCGAUCCCAAUUUGAUUAUUCCUAGAAAAGAAAAGCCAGCUAGCAAAGAACCAGCUGCUGCUAAAAGAAAAUAUAUGAAAAAGGCCAAACAACCAGGUGACCCUCCACGAAGAUAUAAAACAGGGAAAAAGGCAGCUUUGCAGGCGGCAGAAGAAGCGGCAGCGGCGGCAGCGGCAGCGGCAGCAGCAGCAGCAGGCGUUACUGGACCCGGGAAUACGCUCCCAAUAACGACAUCUGCGUCAGGAAUCGUUUCGCAAUUGCCAGCCACAAACCCACCAGGUGUUGCAAUUCAAGGUAAUCCUCAAAUACAGACAGGUCAAAUACACAAUGUAAUAUCAUCUCAGGACACUUUUAAUUCCAUAUCAAGACAGAAUUCUUACAUCCAGCCAGCGGCCCAACAAUUGCCUCACAUGUAUAAUAUGUCUCAGUCGACUCCGGUAUCAUCUCAGCAAGUGAUUGAGAAUGGAAAUACGUUAAUGGGAACGUCCAAUGGUGGUUUUGGCCAACCUGAAUUUCAACCAGUGGGUAAUAACAAUAUGCCAGCUUAUCCAAACGAUAUUCAGAACUUUCAGAUGUUCCAAAGAAUGCAACAACAACAGCAACAACAACAAAUGCCAACUCAGCAAAGGUUUUUCCAAAACGGAUCUGCGCCUAACCCCAUUCCUCAACAAAUUUUACACCAAGGAAAAGUGCUGUCUUCGCAAUCAUCAAAUGAUAGCAAUUGGUCAUUUAGCAACACGCAAAAAGAUAGCGACACCUCAAUAAACUCAACUUCAGAGGAACCACGAAAGAUGCAAUUACAAGAGCCUAGUCCACAAGCCGAUAAUGGCUAUGCAGCCCAAUUAUUACGCUUUUUCAGUGAAGACAAUGUUGACAUACCUUAUUUUGUCAUUUAUCCACCGGCAGAUUUCAAUAUUAAUGAUCCGAUAGAUGAUGAAGGCCACACACCAUUGCAUUGGGCUGCAUCCAUUGGUAACUUUGAAAUGAUCCAUUUGUUAUUGUCAAAAGGGGCCAAUCCUCUUGUAGUGAAUAAUUUUGGUUUAAACCCAUUGUCUAAACUAAUAUCAUUUAAUAACUGUUUUGAAUUAAAAAAUUUCCCUACAGUUUUGGAUGAUUUGGAAUUAUGUUUGAUAAACACCGAUAUCAAUGGAAGGACGCCUUUACAUUAUUUGUGCCAAUUUGCAAAGUCUAAAACCAAGAAUGAUAGCUUGGUUUAUUAUUUGAAAGUUAUAUUGAACAAGUUAACCAUUUUGUCCAAUCAAAGUCAAGUGAGACAAAUCAAUUUGAUGAAGAAUGUAUUAGACCAUCAAGAUGUACAUGGUGACACUUGUUUGCAUAUUGCUGUGAGAUCUGGAAAUAUCAAUAUUGUGAAAAUAUUGUUGCAGUACGGGGCUAUGGAUGAUUUGGAAAAUAUAAAUCGUGAAACAGCUAGACAACUUAUUACCCAAUGCAAUCUUAUACCAAAUUACACACAAGUGGAUGCGGCACAAAUGGCAUAUCAAAACCAAAUGCAAUUAGGAAUGGGUAACUAUCUGAAUUACAAUGUGAACAACAAUGCUAUGAAUAAUAACGAUAGUAACAAUAAUAUCCCAGUUGUUCCCGGCUUAGCCACGCCUAUACAAUCAACUUUCACUAAAGUAGAAACUCCUGAUACACAGAGGACAACUGUUCAAGAAGACGAUAUGGACGAUGACAAUGAAAGCGUUGUGGCAAGAGUUGAUAAGAAACAUUUAGAAGCUUUAACAGACAACAAAGAGAACAUCUUUACCGAGAAACAUUUUGACAACAUUUCUACUCCAAUAAAUAAAAAGCAGAAUCAUAUUAACUUACAUCACCCGUUAGCAGUUAUUUCAGAAGUUGAAACAGCAACAACUAGCAAUUCUGUAUCAGAAACCCCUGUGCCAUUACAAGACGGAAAAAACCAAAGAAAGCAACAACAACAACAACAAGAGACACCACUUCCACUUCCGCUUUCACUACCAUUGCCACUACCAAAACAACGACAAGAAGAAGGAGAAGUAUCCUCAGAUGGGUCUACACCUCAUUUCUAUCACCCUCAUCCACCUAAGUUAAACGAUGAAGGGAAGAUAGAAGAUAGUGAAGAUAACGUUGAACCUAAAUUGCCAAUGUCAGAUUUAUCUUCGAUGAUAUCUGGUAUGAUUAAUUCUUUGUCUCAUACAUAUUCCGACGAUUCAGCAAAAUUGGAUUUAGAAAUCUCCAAGUUGAAGGAGUCUAUUAACUUAAAGCAACAAGAAAACCAAGAAUCAUUAACUAGAGUUCAAAAACUUCUAAUUAAUUCUGGAAUACAAGAACCGCAGAUUGAAUCUAUUGAACAAGGUCAAGGGUUGAUUAUUGAAACAAUUGAAGUUUGUGAGAGAACAAUAAAAGAAAAGGAACAGGAGUUAUUAAAGGUUUUGCAACAUAAUCAAUCUAUUGAGUUAGCCAAACUAGUUGAGCAACAAGAAUCAAAAUAUUUGGAAGAAGACAAAAAGAAUCAUUUUGAAAAUAGUCAUAAUAGAGAUGACGAUUUAAUAGAUCAAAGCCGAAUUGAUGAUGCCAUUGAAUUGAGUCGAUUACAACUUGAACGUAAUCGAUUGGUCAAUGAAAUAGUGAUCCACACAAAGUCUUUUGGAAUCGAUGAUAAGAUGUAUAAAUAUAGAAAAUUGCUCAGUUUGAGUUGCGGUGUUAAGGUUGAAGAAAUUGACAGUUUAAUAGAUGGAAUUGCUGAAUCAUUGACAGAAGGUAUGACGUGA